GCAGGAUCCCCAUAGCGGCGGCCGGGAGAGGAGAGGAGGCGGCGAUCCCGCGUCAUGUCCUGUGUGCGGGGAGGAGGGAGGUGUCAUCCUGUGUACCUACCGGCGUGUGACUGCGGGGAGCCCGGGGCAUGCUGGGAGUUGUGUGGUGCGGCACAGUGACCCCAUCCAGAUCGUGCCGUAGAGGCACCCGGCAGCCAUCCAUGUGACGCAGGUCUGCAGACAUGUUGAGGGCACUGAGCCCAGAGGUCGUCGUCCUGAUCUCGCAGGUCGUCCUUGGCGCGGUCUGUCUGUUGUCAGCAGCGCGGACUCUUCAGGUGCACAGAGGGGCGUCUGCCGGCUUCCUGCUCCAUGGCCUGGGUUCUGUCGUUGUGUGUCUCCUGUUUCCCGGCCAGGCCGAGGCGCUUUCUGCCAGCACAUGGAUUGCCAGCGUUAUCGGCCAGCCGCUGCUCGUCUUCUCCUUCUUCUGGCUGAGCGGUGACCGGUCCACAGCCAACCUGGUUCUGAGCUCCGCGCUCCUUCUGGCCUCCAUCUCGGGCUACCUGACUCAUGAGGCUAGGUGUGUGGCCCCUUACUUCACCAAGGCAGGGGCCACGCUCAGCAUCCUGGUCAUCUCUCUCUUCACUGGGAACUGGUACGGGUUGCUGGGCAGCCUGGCGCUGGGAACUGAGGGCCUCCUCUCCUUUCUGAAUGCCUCAAGGAUUUUGCCCUUUUCAACAGAAAUCGCCUCAAACUGUGUCCUCAGUGCGGCCUUCCUGGCGUUAGAGACAGCGCUACGGACUCACCUGUGCGACACAACCUGAGCUCAGGAUCAUCCGUGUGACACAGCUUAACCUGAGCUCAGGAUCAUCCGUGUGACACAGCCUAACCUGAGCUCAGGAUCAUCCGUGUGACACAGCCUAACCUGAGCUCGGGAUCAUCCGUGUGACACAGCCUAACCUGAGCUCGGGAUCAUCCGUGUGACACAGCCUAACCUGAGCUCGGGGUCAUCCGUGUGACACAGCCUAACCUGAGCUCGGGAUCAUCCGUGUGACACAGCCUAACCUGAGCUCGGGAUCAUCCGUGUGACACAGCCUAACCUGAGCUCGGGGUCAUCCGUGUGACACAGCCUAACCUGAGCUCAGGAGCAUCCGUGUGACACAGCCUAACCUGAGCUCAGGAGCAUCCGUGUGACACAGCCUAACCUGAGCUCGGGGUCAUCCGUGUGACACAGCCUAACCUGAGCUCGGGGUCAUCCGUGUGACACAGCCUAACCUGAGCUCGGGAUCAUCCGUGUGACACAUCCUAACCUGAGCUCGGGGUCAUCCGUGUGACACAGCCUAACCUGAGCUCGGGAUCAUCCGUGUGACACAUCCUAACCUGAGCUCGGGGUCAUCCGUGUGAGAUAGCCUAACCUGAGCUCGGGAUCAUCCGUGUGACACAUCCUAACCUGAGCUCGGGAUCAUCCGUGUGACACAUCCUAACCUGAGCUCAGGAUCAUCCGUGUGACACAGCCUAACCUGAGCUCGGGAUCAUCCGUGUGACACAGCCUAUCCUGAGCUCGGGAGCAUCCGUGUGACACAGCCUAACCUGAGCUCGGGAGCAUCCGUGUGACACAGCCUAACCUGAGCUCGGGAUCAUCCGUGUGACACAGCCUAACCUGAGCUCAGGAUCAUCCGUGUGACACAGCCUAACCUGAGCUCGGGAUCAUCCGUGUGACACAGCCUAACCUGAGCUCGGGGUCAUCCGUGUGACACAGCCUAACCUGAGCUCGGGAUCAUCCGUGUGACACAGCCUAACCUGAGCUCGGGAUCAUCCGUGUGACACAGCCUAACCUGAGCUCGGGGUCAUCCGUGUGACACAGCCUAACCUGAGCUCAGGAGCAUCCGUGUGACACAGCCUAACCUGAGCUCAGGAGCAUCCGUGUGACACAGCCUAACCUGAGCUCGGGGUCAUCCGUGUGACACAGCCUAACCUGAGCUCGGGGUCAUCCGUGUGACACAGCCUAACCUGAGCUCGGGAUCAUCCGUGUGACACAUCCUAACCUGAGCUCGGGGUCAUCCGUGUGACACAGCCUAACCUGAGCUCGGGAUCAUCCGUGUGACACAUCCUAACCUGAGCUCGGGGUCAUCCGUGUGAGAUAGCCUAACCUGAGCUCGGGAUCAUCCGUGUGACACAUCCUAACCUGAGCUCGGGAUCAUCCGUGUGACACAUCCUAACCUGAGCUCGGGAUCAUCCGUGUGACACAGCCUAACCUGAGCUCGGGAUCAUCCGUGUGACACAGCCUAUCCUGAGCUCGGGAGCAUCCGUGUGACACAGCCUAACCUGAUGACAAUGCUAAAUUCCUUGUCGUAUAAACAACCCUUUAUGAAGCUAAGAACACUGUACGCUGUUUACUUAAGAAGUACCGUAAUGGUACGCUAUUGGCGUAGCGAUCGCUCAGCCGUAGGCGAGACGCUCAAGCGUCACGUUCGCUCACGGCCCAGUGAUCACAGAACACGUUAUUGGUUAUGUCUAGGGGAAUGAAUCGCUAUGGCGUAGCAUACGCUCGAGACCACGAGGAGGUCACCAGCGAUGCAGACGCUCACAACACUAUACCUUUAUGUUAAAUCCUUAUACCAAUGAAAUACACUGAAUACCUUAAUGUGAGUACAGGGUGUAAGUGCAACCUUGUGUAACCUGACUAUCUACAAAGCUGCUUGAGCGUCACCGACGCUCAAGUGAACACUUAUCACUAUAGAAAAUACACAGAUACUGGUUUAGGUUCCAAGGCCUAUUAACUGUAUUAUGUCUAAUAUACUUGUAAAAGGGGAUAACAGUACAUAUGAUACACUACAAUAUAACAGAGACUUCCUAACCACAGAACUAAACAAUAAAUACAA
This is a messenger RNA of Pseudophryne corroboree (corroboree frog), 2858 nucleotides long. It is a transcript of the gene TMEM276, whose product is annotated as transmembrane protein 276. The record is from RefSeq and is a predicted model, not a curated record. The transcript has 3 exons. NCBI's taxonomy places the organism in Eukaryota, Metazoa, Chordata, Amphibia, Anura, Myobatrachidae. The coding region runs from base 222 to 800 and encodes 192 amino acids.